Molecule: messenger RNA, 1019 nt
Organism: Jaculus jaculus (lesser Egyptian jerboa)
Lineage: Eukaryota; Metazoa; Chordata; Mammalia; Rodentia; Dipodidae
Gene: Igfbp1
Product: insulin like growth factor binding protein 1
Exons: 4
Coding region: 105-920 (271 amino acids)
Biological process (GO): regulation of insulin-like growth factor receptor signaling pathway
Cellular component (GO): extracellular region
Molecular function (GO): insulin-like growth factor I binding; insulin-like growth factor II binding
Source: RefSeq, a predicted model, not a curated record
AAAGGACAAGUAUUGGACAGCACACCACCACCACCUGCCCGAGAGGUGUGACCACCGCAUCAUCACUACCUGCCCUGUGACACUGCCUGCCGUCUUCCAUUGUGAUGUCUGAAUCCGCAGCCAGCCGCUCCUGGCCGUUCUUACUCCUGCUAGCCAUCCAUGUCAACGUGGCCACGGGAGUCCCUCAACCAUGGCACUGUGCACCUUGCUCCGCUGAGAGGCUCGCCCUCUGCCCACCGGUGCCAUCCACCUGCCCAGAGAUCUCCCGGCCGGCCGGCUGUGGCUGCUGCCCUAUGUGUGCCCUGCCACUGGGUGCUGCCUGUGGUGUGGCCACUGCACGCUGCGCCUCAGGACUCAGCUGCCGUGCUCUGCCUGGGGAGCCUCGCCCUCUGCAUGCCCUCACCCGUGGCCAAGGCGCCUGUGUGCCAGAGCCUGCGGCCCCAGGCCCGGUGGUGUCCAGCUCAGAGCGUGAAGAGGUGAAGGGAACUGUGGCCCCCAAGAAUGAGCCCCCCGAGAGUGCAGAGAUGACUGAGGAGCAGCUGCUGGAGAGCUUCCACCUGAUGGCCUCUUCCAGUGAGGACCGGCCCAUCCUCUGGAAUGCCAUCAGCACCUAUAACAGCAUGAGGGCCCGUGAGGUGGCCGAUCUCAAGAGAUGGAAGGAGCCCUGUCAACGAGAGCUCUACAAAGUGCUAGAGAGAUUGGCCAAGGCCCAACAGAAAGCAGGAGAUGAGAUCUAUAAAUUUUAUCUGCCAAACUGCAACAAGAAUGGAUUUUACCACAGCAAACAGUGUGAGACGUCCUUGGAUGGAGAGGCAGGGCUCUGCUGGUGCGUUUACCCUUGGAGCGGGAAGAAGAUCCCGGGGUCUCCGGAGAUCAGAGGGGAGCCAAACUGCCACCGGUUCUUUUACUUACAAAACUGAAAAGAAAUAUCUUAUAUGUUCUUUCACACAAAUAUUUAAGUAUAUAGUAUAUUUAUACUCUGGAAUACACAUGUGUUUUUAUAUAUGUGUGUAUGUAUG